Molecule: messenger RNA, 807 nt
Organism: Aspergillus calidoustus
Lineage: Eukaryota; Fungi; Ascomycota; Eurotiomycetes; Eurotiales; Aspergillaceae
Source: the annotation of a GenBank genome assembly
AUGGCAAACUGCCUCCGAACCCAAACUCGCGUCCCAAAGACAGUCCGAGAGCUCUCAAAAAUCGUCCAAUCCUGCCGGCCAGCCAACGACGCCCGAGUCGAGGACCUCGUCGACCUAAUAGCCGAACUAAGCGACCUCCUCGCCGACGUGAAAGACAACGGCCUACCAGACCCAGUCGAAGCGAUCGGUCGCGCACGCGAUAUUGACACAAGACUCCACGUCUGGAGCCUCGCCCUCCCACCCCAGUGGCAAUGCGCCCUCCGGAGCGCCCCUAAAAAGAAGGGGAAUGUCAUCUCCGAACUGUCAUACAAUGACUACUACUACGUGUACGGCGACCUCUGGGCCUGCAACAUCUGGUCCUACUACCGGAACGCGCGCAUCAUGCUAAACCUCCUCAUCCGCGAUCGCCUCCUCCCCUUCCUCGCGAUUCAACCAUAUCCCGAAUGGAAACCACUGAUGGAAGAAGCAAAGGCGAACAUCGAGCGAUUGUCGGCGGACGUCCUCCUCACCGUCCCCUUCGCGAUCGCCACACAAUACGCCUCGUUUCAACGUGGCGUGAACUGGAGACGCGCGGGUGGUUGUCUGGGCGGGUAUUAUAUUUCCUGGCCAUUGUAUGUUGCAGCAAGUGUGCAGCCGCCGAGGUCGCCGUUGAGAGAGUGGGCCCUGGGGCAGCUUCAGGUUCUGGGGAGUAGCAUGGGGAUUGGGCAGGCGUUGCUUAUGAGGAAGGUACUUACGGGUGAGCUCCAGGCGCAGGCGCUGUCGGUUUAUGAUUAUUGUCAUUCUUAUUAUGAGGAUGGCAAGACUUGA